UGACAAGUCUGCCAUUGACAGGGAAUUUGUUGAGCUUUGAUUCUGGAGACUCUCUUCGCGAAAUCACCGCAAGAAAUCAAGACUGUUGAACUGAAAUGUCAGACUACCUAAUAUCUUUGUUGUGAAACUUCUUCACCACCGUCUUGGAAUUAUGAUCAGGUAAAAAUUUUAUUAAAUUGGAGUUUUUUGAGUAAAUGGUAAAUGGCCAAUCUGAACGAAACUUACCAUCAAGAUUUUUGCUUACCAUUUGCACAAAUCGUUGACAAGCCGAUUUUUCUGUGUAAAUGAUAAACAACCCACAUUUUAAUUCCAGAAUGCCAUGAUCAAGAUAUUAUGCACUUGAAUAUCAUAACACAAUAAUAUGUAUUUAUUGGACUACAAGUGGGACAAGCCUCAAUAGAAAUCCAAGGGACUAUGUUAUAGCUAGCAAUAUAUAAAGUGAAUGGCCAGUUAUAUCAGUGUACAUGCAUAUUUAUCUGCAUCCACUCAAUCUUCCCACUGUGCAUUCCACCAAAAUAACAAAAUAGGCUAAAUAUAAUGCAUAUAAUAUAGAUAUAUAUUCAACUUUAAUUUCGUCCUGUAUUUUUUGUAACAUGGUAUAUGUGUAAAACAGUUACACAAGCUCUCUCAAGGAUUACCGACAAAUGUUACACUAAUUACUUGCAUUUUCUUUUUAAUAAAAUACCAUACAUAAAAUGUAACAAGCAAACAGUGAAAAUAAGACUUUCACUUCCUAUAGAGAACGCAACAUUUGCUAAACAAAUGAACACAAAUGCUUGACAACAGAACACACAGAACAAUACUAUAUUUUCCUACUCGAUUGUACAGCAAAUGAUUCAUUUACCCAACCAUCCAGUCAAUUGUAAGCCUGCUGAUAGCUAAGAUACAUGUCAGGAGGAAGCUUGGCGCUUAUUGAUGUGCCACCAACUUUAAUAAACACCGUGAUACACAAUGAACACUUAAAUAAUUUCAUGGCUAAGAGCAUGAAUGAGUUGUCUCAUAGAGUCCUUUGAUUGAAUAUGCAGGUAGUGUAACUUGUAAUUUGUAAUGGAAGUAGUUAAGUAAAACUGUAAACUGUUAUAAACUCUACUGUUUUAGUUAUUCCUUGGAAUUUACUGAACAGAUACUCUAAACAUAGCAUGUACAGCUGUCAUUUUAUAUGGCUAAUUUCUUUUAUUUAAUAUCAAGCUUGAGAAAGAAGUAUGGUACAGUAUAUUCAAUGAAAGUGGGCAGUUUUAAACUUGUAGUCGCUGAAGAUGCUGAUUCUGUGAAAGAAGUGCUGGUAAAGAGAUCUGCUGAUUAUGCUGGGAGACCUCCAUUUCACUCCUUCCAGCUGGCCUCACUUGGUGGAAAAGAUAUCAUAAUAGGAAACUAUGGUCCUGCUUGGAAGUUUCACCGUAAACUGUUCAUGGCAGCUAUCCGGCAAUAUCUCUCCGAUCAGCAACUUGUCGAAGAAAGGAUUUUUGAGCAGGCGGGGCGGUUGCUGCAGUACUUUGAAGACCAAAAUGGAAAAGAUUUUGACCCUGCAUGUAUUCUGAUGGAGAGCGUUGCAAAUGUGAUUGGUCGAAUCACAUUUGGGAAAUACUUUGAUUCGUCCCAUCCAGACUUCGAGGAACUUUUACAAUUAAACAUCAAAGGCUUUACUGACACUAAAACAAAUACACAGAACUUUGUUUUAGAUUUCUUUCCAGCUGCAAAAUACUUUCCAUUUCCAAGUUAUCAAUCGGUGCAGAAACUGAUGGGCCGAAUAUUUGAAAUUCUUCGCCAUCAAUUAAAGAUCCAGGAGAACGACUUUGACCCUACAGCGAAGAUUGAUAGCCUCACUGGAAGUCUAUUAAAAGAGAGGAUUGCAGCUGAGAAUGAGGUUGGCUCUGAAGACAAAGCGUCUAUUUUGUCGGAUGAAAGUGUUAUCAACACCAUGGAAGACAUGUUCGGCGCUGGUUAUGAGACAACCAGUACCACCCUGCGUUGGGCCAUUGCAUACCUUGUUCACCAUCCCCAUUGCCAAACAGAGAUACAAAACCAGUUAGAUGAAGUGGUUGGAAGGGACCGAAUGCCUGGACUGGGUGAUCGUCCGCAUCUUCCGCUUCUUCAGGCCACAAUCAUGGAGGCACUGCGUCUUGGAAAUGUGGCUGAAGCAGCUCUUCCCCAUUACACGAUGAAGGACACCUCGCUUGCUGGAUACCGUGUUCCAAAGGAUACAGUAGUGUUGGUACAUUUGAUGAACGUUCAUCUGGAUCCAAACUUCUGGGAGAAUCCCAACUCGUUCAACCCUCACCGCCAUAUUGAUGCUGAUGGCCAGCUCAUCACCAACUCUGGUAACUUUCUGCCUUUCUCGGCAGGACGCCGGGUUUGUGCUGGUGAAGCACUGGCAAAGGUGGAGUUGUUCCUUUUCUUGUCCUGGAUGCUGCACAAGUUUACAUUUUUACCGCCGAAGAAAAGCAGCCUUCCAGAUCUCAAAGGACUAAUCGGGUUAACUCGCUAUCCAGCUCCUUACCAAAUUAGAGCUGAACAACGCCAGUAAAUAAGAUUAUUAUACAUUGAACUCACUAUCUCUUUUCUGAUUGGCCGAAAGCGUACAGUGAAUUUUGGAAAUCAGUGCCUGUGACGUCAUCUAGUUGCAGAUUAUACAAUAAUCAUGUCAAGGACACGCGAGGUUACGGGAAAUCAUGUUAUGUAUGACCGCAGUCAAUGAUUUCUAAGGGUAAUUAUGUCAACUGAGUUCGUCGCUUUGUGUUGCUUGCCGUCAAUGAAAAAGCAAAGACAUGACUUCCACAUUUUUUUUCGUUCAAUGUAUAAUAAAACAAUUAUUAGAUUCGGUUUAUGUGAUACCCAGAAUAAUCAAGAUGUCGGUAAGGGUUAUCAGCCUCAGCCUUUAGCUUUGGCAGAUAACCCCUAACUCGACGUUGAUUAUUCUGGAUACCACAAAAACCUCAAUAAUUGUUUAUAACGGGUGCUUCGACUCUGAGAAAAGAUACAUAACUGUUUCCCGACUCUGUAGCAGAC
Orbicella faveolata is the source of this 3006-nucleotide messenger RNA. RefSeq names its product steroid 17-alpha-hydroxylase/17,20 lyase-like. Gene Ontology annotation, biological process: hormone biosynthetic process; progesterone metabolic process. The record is from RefSeq and is a predicted model, not a curated record. Lineage: Eukaryota; Metazoa; Cnidaria; Anthozoa; Scleractinia; Merulinidae. Gene Ontology annotation, molecular function: heme binding; steroid 17-alpha-monooxygenase activity; iron ion binding.